AUGCACCGCCAGUCUGCAGCGGCUCUGGUGGCGCUGGCUACCCUGGCGACGGCGCUAGUGUUCCUGCGGCAUGUUGCAUGGACGCGGCAGUCCCUCAGCAACAUUGACUUUGAGCUGGUGGUGUGCAUCCUGCUGUCGCUGCUGGUGUGGGCAGCACACCUGGGCCAUGACACGGCUGACAUGGCUGACCAGUUCUCGGAGCAGAACACCCUCGACACUGAAGCAUUCGCAAAGCUGCUGGCACUGCCAAGUGACGCUCGCACGCUGAUCGUGGCGCCCAUUGACAACCUCAUCCGCAAUGCUACUGGCAAGACGAGCAACUCCAGUGACGAGCUACAGGCAGUUGCAGAGGCAGAUUAUGAAGAGGCCAAGGACCCGUACGUGGGCAGAGUGGUCCGCACGGCCCUGGUAGACCCGGUGGGCAACCAGACGGUGGAGGACGUGUACACCCUGGACCCGAAGCUCUUUGGAAAGAUGAAGCUGGAGUACAAGCGCCUAGACGCCUUGCUCGCCACGCUCCAUCGUGUGGCUCCCGAUUUGUACACGCGGCUGCUCGGUAGCCAACCAGCGGGCGGGGCAGCGCUUGCCCAGCAGUAA
Volvox carteri f. nagariensis is the source of this 597-nucleotide messenger RNA. RefSeq lists its product as uncharacterized. The transcript has a single exon. Bases 1 to 597 code for a protein of 198 amino acids. Lineage: Eukaryota; Viridiplantae; Chlorophyta; Chlorophyceae; Chlamydomonadales; Volvocaceae. The record is from RefSeq and is a predicted model, not a curated record.